Molecule: messenger RNA, 1556 nt
Organism: Zootermopsis nevadensis
Lineage: Eukaryota; Metazoa; Arthropoda; Insecta; Blattodea; Termopsidae
Product: ATP synthase subunit s, mitochondrial
Source: RefSeq, a predicted model, not a curated record
CGGUAUAGAUCCACAGUGCAUUAUUUUAUAUUUAACGCGUUGUUUUUGUUAUUACUAUUAUUAUUUUUAUGUCAUCUCAGCACAUACAGUAGUGAACAUAUCAAUUAUGCAGUAUAUAAUCGUGAAUCUUUGCUCCACGUUGAGUGAAAAUAUAAAGUAUCCUCAGUAUCGCUUGCGGGAAUUUUGAAACUAGUAUGUUGGUUCAAUACGGACACUAGGCAAAAUGAUUGUACCAAAGCCUUAUUUGAAUAGCCAUAGGCGCUUUUGGCAUUGGUUAAAUAUUGUGUGGAAUAGAGUCGAUAAUGAACGAAUUGCAAAAGUUGGCCCUGAUAGGGCAUGUGCAGAAUGGUUAAUGCGUAAUGGAGCCUUUGUUAAAUGGACUGAUGACUGUGAAUUCCUGAAAGAUUAUAAUGCAUUACCUGCAGAAGAACAUGUAAGGUAUAUUCAGAAGAUUGAUGCUACAGACUCUUCAAUUAUGCACUAUGGGUUUGGAUACUUCAAUGGCUGUAAGCAUGUAACACAUGUAAAGUUCCAUCGUUGCUUGUAUUUAGAGAAUGAAGCUCUGGAAAAUCUGUCAUAUCUUAAGGAUUCACUGCAAGUUCUACAAAUAAUCAGUUGUGGAAACAUAACUGAUAAAGGCAUAAAAUCUCUUCAAAUAUUAAGUAAACUCUUAUCAUUACACAUAUAUGGUUUGCCAUAUCUGAAGAAUAAAGAAGAAUGUUUGGCUGUAUUGGCAUCAAAUUUACCAGAGUGUAAUAUUGAAAUUCUUGACAGAAAACCAGAUCAUCAGUGUGAACAAGCAGAAUAGACACCAAUGAUACUGCAGUGUGAUCUACAUGGUUGUAUAGCAUUAAAACCAUUUUGAAAUAAAUGUUUGUUCAUGAAACAUAUUUUCUUAUCAUAGAAAACAAAGGUUUCUUGUAGUUCAAAUACAUACACACAGAGUGAAAGUUUGGAAAUUCUAGAAACCAUGGGAGUAGGCCUAGAGACAAACAUACUCCAGAGUUAUGAAGAGUGAAAUGGGAUUUUAUCAAUAUUUCUUUUUUAUUCUGUUGAAUUAUUUGACUCUGCAUGUAAAUCGAACAGUACCUAAAAGGACAGUGAACAGGACAUAAACAUAGACUUGUAGAUAUGAGGAAUUCUGAAUCUUAGUAGGCUAACAAACAGAUGAAGCAACAGAUACAUGCUCUGUACAAGUUUAGAAUUAGCAUUGGGUAUAUGUAUAAAGAUUCAGGUUUGGAGUAAACUAUUGGAAUUCCUUGAGAAAUCAGAUUUAAAAAUGGAAUUCCUAUAAUUGAACUGUAAUUGAAUGCAGAAUGAAUGUAUUUGUGACAUUUAUAUAAUAGUAUGACUUGUAUUUGUAUAACAUGUAUUGUAUUAUUAUGACUUAUUCUACAUCCUAUUGUCAUCUGACUAACUUAUGGAUCCAUGGAAUGUAAUAAAGAUGUAUGUCUGUAGAGGAAGGGGUUUAAAUAAUCAAUUCGAUCCAUACAAGUGUUAUUUAAAUAGGUGUAUAGAUGCUUUGGUUUUGAUGAUAAAUCUUUUAUUUUCACUUA